Volvox carteri f. nagariensis is the source of this 675-nucleotide messenger RNA. RefSeq lists its product as uncharacterized. NCBI's taxonomy places the organism in Eukaryota, Viridiplantae, Chlorophyta, Chlorophyceae, Chlamydomonadales, Volvocaceae. The record is from RefSeq and is a predicted model, not a curated record. The transcript is spliced from 3 exons. The coding region runs from base 1 to 675 and encodes 224 amino acids.
AUGGACUUCGACCUGGCCGGAUUGGCGGGCGACUCCGCUAGCGGUGGUGAUAGUCGCGCCAACUACCCCCUUCUCUUCGCGGAGGAGUACAACCCAAAUGCACCGCUGGGCAGCCGCUUCAGGAGGAUGGCUACAACUCUCAUUGCCCGAAUGUACCACUCAACCGCCGGAUUAACCACCAACGGUACCGUUAUCGUGGCCGGCUGCGACCGCUGCUACAGAUACGAUGUGCAAUCGGGUUACGAUUUCGAACCAUCGGCCACGAAGGCCGACUACCGCGUCGAGAUCUACUCACCGCCGUACUUCUUCAUGGACGAACUAAAGCCCCUGAUCGUCACCACCUCCAGCACCAGCAUGGCGUACCAGGGUCUCUUCACCAUCACUUACACCUUCCCGGCGGGCUGGGGAAACAACGCGCUCACGCGUGUCGUACUCGUGGCGCCCAGCAGUACGACACACUCGUACAACACGCACCAACGGCUUCUGGGUUUGGAAAUUGUGAGCAAUUCAGUUGGAGAUGUCAACGGUGUCGCCAUCGUCCGCGGCCCACCCAACAUCAACAUCGCGCCGCCGGGCAUGUACAUGCUCUUCCUGCUCAACGGUGACGUGUACUCCAGGGCUGUGUGGGUGACACUCAUACGACCGCGACCGGGGGAGCCAGGCUACAUGACCUAA